AUGGGUCUUACCCACCCCUCAAACGUGGGUCUUACCCACCCCUCAAACAUGGGUAAUACCCACCCCUCAAACUUGGGUCUUACCCACCCCUCAAAAGGUUGGUCUUACUCACCCCUCAAACGUGGGUCUUACCCACCCCUCAAACGUGGGUCUUACCCACCCUUCAAACGUGGGUCUUACCCACCCCUCAAACGUGGGUCUUACUCACCCCUCAAACGUGGGUCUUACUCACCCCUCAAACGUGGGUCUUACCCACCCCUCAAACGUGGGUCUUACCCACCCCUCAAACGUGGGUCUUACCCACCCCUCAAACGUGGGUCUUACCCACCCCUCAAACGUGGGUCUUACUCACCCCUCAAACGUGGGUCUUACCCACCCCUCAAACGUGGGUCUUACCCACCCCUCAAACGUGGGUCUUACCCACCCCUCAAACGUGGGUCUUACCCACCCCUCAAACGUGGGUCUUACCCACCCCUCAAACGUGGGUCUUACCCACCCCUCAAACGUUGGUCUUACUCACCCCUCAAACGUGGGUCUUACCCACCCCUCAAACGUGGGUCUUACCCACCCCUCAAACGUGGGUCUUACUCACCCCUCAAACGUGGGUCUUACCCACCCCUCAAACGUGGGUCUUACUCACCCCUCAAACGUGGGUCUUACUCACCCCUCAAACGUGGGUCUUACUCACCCCUCAAACGUGGGUCUUACCCACCCCUCAAACGUGGGUCUUACUCACCCCUCAAACGUGGGUCUUACCCACCCCUCAAACGUGGGUCUUACCCACCCCUCAAACGUGGGUCUUACUCACCCCUCAAACGUGGGUCUUACUCACCCCUCAAACGUGGGUCUUACCCACCCCUCAAACGUGGGUCUUACCCACCCCUCAAACGUGGGUCUUACUCACCCCUCAAACGUGGGUCUUACCCACCCCUCAAACGUGGGUCUUACUCACCCCUCAAACGUGGGUCUUACCCACCCCUCAAACGUGGGUCUUACUCACCCCUCAAACGUGGGUCUUACCCACCCCUCAAACGUGGGUCUUACUCACCCCUUAAACGUGGGUCUUACUCACCCCUCAAACGUGGGUCUUACUCACCCCUCAAACGUGGGUCUUACUCACCCCUCAAACGUGGGUCUUACUCACCCCUCAAACGUGGGUCUUACCCACCCCUCAAACGUGGGUCUUACUCACCCCUCAAACGUUGGUCUUACUCACCCCUCAAACGUGGGUCUUACUCACCCCUCAAACGUGGGUCUUACUCACCCCUCAAACGUGGGUCUUACCCACCCCUCAAACGUGGGUCUUACUCACCCCUCAAACGUGGGUCUUACUCACCCCUCAAACGUGGGUCUUACCCACCCCUCAAACGUGGGUCUUACCCACCCCUCAAAAGUGGGUCUUACCCACCCCUCAAACGUGGGUCUUACCCACCCCUCAAAAGUGGGUCUUACUCACCCCUCAAACGUGGGUCUUACCCACCCCUCAAAACCUUACCAGAGCUCCCCAGCAAAGAAAGCUGCAAGAAAUCACCCCAGCCCUACCAGCGCUCUCCAGCAAAGCUCACCAACACCGGGACGAUCGACUUACGUAACAUUGUCUUUUAG
Messenger RNA from Mya arenaria, 1605 nucleotides. RefSeq names its product adhesive plaque matrix protein-like. The transcript has 3 exons. The coding region runs from base 1 to 1605 and encodes 534 amino acids. The record is from RefSeq and is a predicted model, not a curated record. NCBI's taxonomy places the organism in Eukaryota, Metazoa, Mollusca, Bivalvia, Myida, Myidae.